Molecule: messenger RNA, 1474 nt
Organism: Caenorhabditis auriculariae
Lineage: Eukaryota; Metazoa; Nematoda; Chromadorea; Rhabditida; Rhabditidae
Source: the annotation of a GenBank genome assembly
AUGGAUGCUGAUUUCUCCCUCUCCGAGCCUACACUAGCUUUGCUCGAAGGUUUUUUGUUGCGAUUAGUGAUCAAAAGGACGUUUAUUCCAGGCGAAGGUACAGGCUCUCAGGAUGUGCUCAAAAACAUGCCAAACUUGGCGAGAAUGGACAUUGUGGCCGUCGGUUAGUUGAUGUUUAAAAAGGGAGCGAAAGGAAUAAACUUGAGAACAAUCUGCGAUGGCGCAGUCGUUCACCCAAGUUGUGAUAGACGCCGAGAGAGGCGAGCUGCUGAACAAGGCCUUCGAGUUCGCGUUCCAGAUCGCGCAGCCCGGCGGCCGCGUCUACGCCUUCAGCACCGCGGAGAAUCUCCCUUCUGCUCUGAGGAAGCUCCGCAUCGCUGGCUUCAUCCCAUCCAAUGCGGGUUAGCACUCAGUUUUCGUAUUUCAAUUCAUAUGUACAACAAGCUUCAAAAGUUUAUGUCGAAAAAUUGGAGAUUUCUGAACCAUUUAAAAUGAAAUGAACAAGUAUCAAAAAAAAAAUUGUGAAAUUAUUCAUUCUUAUUUGAAAAGCGAACUACUUUUCCAUGUUGGUGUUAUUUUGUAGUAAGACCAUUUUUUUCACAACCGAAUCAUUCCAGAAGAGUUUAUUAAAAAUUUUUCAUUUUUACAUUAAUAGGCGACUUUUCCAACAUGGGAGGCUGUGAGAGUAGUGUUCACGGAUGAACAAAAGUUUCGAAUUUUUCUACUUUUUCUCACGGAAAUUUUGGUGAAAAAAAACAAAAGCAAAACGAGAGAGUUGAUCUAAGAGUGAAAACAUGUAACUUUGUCAUUUUUAAAAGACUUAAAAGGAAAAAUUUUGAUCGAGGACCUUUUCUUACAGACUCUUAUCCACUUAUUGGCUCGAAGCCAGCUUUUACGGGCCAGACGUUUUCACUGAACUUGUCUGCAGCAAAUGCCGUAAGAAUUCAAUCCUUUUUUGCCGCUGUAGAUAGAAUGAUGUCCGAAAAAAAUGUUGCUACAAUUUUUUAUGUUAUAGGACGUGGAUGACGUGAUAGACGAAGACGCACUUCUCGAGGAGGAGGAUUUGCAAAAACCUUCUGGUGCUCAACUCAAAGGUGCUUCUUUCCUGUUUUUUUUUUGUUUGAAUUCAUAUCUGCUGAUUUAAAGCGGAGUGUGGGCCCGGCGACAACAAGAAAAAGAGAGCAUGUAAAAACUGCACAUGCGGUUUGGCAGAAGAGGAGGAGAAAGAAAGAGUCCAAAAUGCUCCGUCGACCAAAGGAUGUGGUAGUGUGAGUUUUUACAUGAGUUUUUUCGCCUCCAGAAAUUAAAAUUUGAUACUGCGGAAGAGUACGAAACCCCGGAGAUAAUCCUCUUAGUUUCAAGGUUUCAGUGUGCGCUGGGAGACGCGUUCCGUUGUGCCACAUGUCCCUACUUGGGCAUGCCGCCUUUUAAACCAGGAGAGAAGGUUCAAAUCGCUACUGUCGAUGACUUCUAA